Camelina sativa (false flax) is the source of this 1206-nucleotide messenger RNA. NCBI's taxonomy places the organism in Eukaryota, Viridiplantae, Streptophyta, Magnoliopsida, Brassicales, Brassicaceae. The record is from RefSeq and is a predicted model, not a curated record.
UGUGCUCCACAAACGUCGCCGUUACCGGAUCACUCCGGUCAGAGAGUUAUUAUCUCUCCCAAAAUCCAAACGAAACCUCUUUCUCUCCAAUCGUUCUUGCUGAAAAAUGGCGAAGUCGAGAAGUGUCUUGAUCUUGUGCGGUGACUACAUGGAAGACUACGAGGUGAUGGUCCCGUUCCAAGCUUUGCAAGCUUUCGGAGUCUCCGUCCACACCGUCUGCCCCGGUAAGAAAGCUGGUGACUCUUGCCCCACCGCCGUUCACGAUUUCUGUGGCCACCAGACUGUUGGACCUGCUCUUAUUGCUGCAGGGGCCAAGUGGGUCGAACCAGUAACCCCGGAUGUUUGUGUUGUUGAUGGUAGUUUGAUUACUGCUGCUACAUAUGGGGGUCAUCCUGAAUUUAUUCAGCUUUUUGUCAAGGCUCUGGGCGGUCAAAUAACUGGAGCUAAUAAAAGAAUCUUGUUUCUCUGUGGGGAUUAUAUGGAAGACUAUGAAAUCAAAGUCCCUUUCCAGUCCCUUCAAGCGUUGGGAUGUCAAGUUGAUGCGGUUUGCCCAGAGAAGAAGGCUGGUGAUCGCUGCCCAACUGCAAUCCAUGACUUUGAGGGUGACCAAACUUACAGUGAGAAACCAGGCCACACUUUUGCUUUAACUAGUAACUUUGAUGGCCUAGGUUCCUCGAGUUACGAUGCUCUGGUCAUUCCUGGAGGCAGAGCACCUGAAUAUCUGGCCUUGAACGAACAUGUCCUUAACAUAGUUAAAGACUUCAUGAAUUCUGAGAAACCAGUUGCAUCUAUUUGUCAUGGACAACAGAUCUUAGCUGCUGCUGGUGUCCUCAAGGGAAGGAAAUGCACUGCUUAUCCAGCCGUGAAACUGAACGUGGUACUUGGAGGAGGAACUUGGCUAGAACCAGAUCCAAUCCACAGAUGCUUCACUGACGGGAAUCUGGUAACUGGGGCAGCAUGGCCUGGACACCCAGAGUUUGUGUCACAGCUAAUGGCUUUGUUGGGCAUUAAGGUUUCAUUCUAAGUUCCAUGUUAUGUUAUGUAAACAUCCCCUUUCACUCGGAAUCCGUUCAACCCACUUGUUUACUAUGUUGUAAUGUGUGUAAAACUUAAUUUGGCUGUUGCUGCAAUGACAGAUAUUGUAAAACUUAAUUUGGCUCGUAUACAAAAAUAAAUAAAUAAAUAAAGAAGCACUUUUGAAUGACA